Molecule: messenger RNA, 648 nt
Organism: Humulus lupulus (European hop)
Lineage: Eukaryota; Viridiplantae; Streptophyta; Magnoliopsida; Rosales; Cannabaceae
Exons: 1
Coding region: 1-648 (215 amino acids)
Biological process (GO): protein ubiquitination
Cellular component (GO): cytoplasm
Molecular function (GO): ubiquitin protein ligase activity
Source: RefSeq, a predicted model, not a curated record
AUGGCUCUUCCCCAAGUUAUGGCUCCUCCUCAAUAUGAAAUAUUGCCAUAUAAUAUUCCUGUUAGAAUAGAAAGUGACACUCCCAUAUUUUUAAUUCACUUAUUUGUGAAGUUUACACGUCCCUUUAGACCGGAAGAUUCUGUCACUUUCACAAAUGUUGGAUUGCUUUCACACGAGAAAUUGACGGAGAACGACAAUACUAAUGCCAAAGUUGCCAUAGAUAACUUGCUUGCAGAAGUUAACGCCCCUUCUUCUUUAUUUUUUCUCACGAAUGAAAUUAUUAAUUAUGGUCUGAAGAUGUGGAACGACAAAGAUCAUAAUUUGAGUAUUAAAGUGGAUGUUGAUGUUUUUGUUGAUGAACUACCUCCAACAUCUAAUGAUGACAGCAACGACAAUGACGAGGAUCAUGCAUAUGAUAUGGAUGAUGUUCCUAUUAAUUUCGUGGCAGCAAGUGAAAAGUCAAUCGAGAAAUUGGAGAAAGUGCAAAUUAAAGAUGAUCAAGUUUCGUGCUCCAUUUGUUUGGAGAAUAUGUCAGUUGGUUUGGAAGCUACUAGAUUAUUUUGUGGACAUAGAUAUCAUGAAGAAUGUAUUGUCGAGUGGCUACAAAUUAGUAAAUUUUGUCCAUUGUGUCGAGAUGAGUUAGCUUAG